Molecule: messenger RNA, 700 nt
Organism: Xiphophorus maculatus (southern platyfish)
Lineage: Eukaryota; Metazoa; Chordata; Actinopteri; Cyprinodontiformes; Poeciliidae
Gene: cxcl19
Product: permeability factor 2-like
Exons: 3
Coding region: 84-398 (104 amino acids)
Biological process (GO): antimicrobial humoral immune response mediated by antimicrobial peptide; inflammatory response; chemokine-mediated signaling pathway
Cellular component (GO): extracellular region
Molecular function (GO): chemokine activity; CXCR chemokine receptor binding
Source: RefSeq, a predicted model, not a curated record
ACCAAGGCAGGGUUUCAGUAGACAAGUGUUUUCCUUGGUUCUGUUCUUUGGCAAAGAUCUCAACAAGCAGCUGGUGGAACAAGAUGAAGCUCUGCAUCAUGAUUGUGCUGGCGGCCCUGCUGGUGCUCGCUGACGGAAUGCCGCCCAUAAACAGGGACCUCAACCCGCACUGCAGGUGCCUGCAGGUCGAGUCCAGGAUCAUCCCUGCAGAGAACCUGAAGAGCAUCAAGCUGGUCCCCGAGGGGCCCAACUGCGCCGAAACAGAAGUCAUAGCCGGACUGGUGAGCGGGGAGAAGGUGUGUCUCAACCCUCAGUCCGCCUGGGUGAAGAAGCUGGUCCAGUUUGUCCUGGAGAGACAGACCCAGAAGCAGAAAGCCGCUCCCAAGAAGACGGCAUGAGGAUUAUUCUGCACACCUCAAAGCGAUUCAUCUGAUACCUGAGCCAUGAUACUACAUUCCUGUUUCAUUACAUCGUUUUCUUAUCUCCACUGUUUUACAUAUAAUUUUAACUCUUAAGAUGUUUCCGUAUUCCACUUUUUUAAAUAACGUUUUGUACACAAACGCCGUAUGUAGCAAAUAUGUAGCUUUGUAACAUGAGACUCUCACCCAGUAGCAAUAAAUCAGUGCAGCUUAGGUGAGAGAAAUUGUGCUGUGAAUUGAUUUUUUUGAUGUGAGGCUUUAAUAAAGUGUUGCUUCCUGUA